Molecule: messenger RNA, 1051 nt
Organism: Branchiostoma floridae (Florida lancelet)
Lineage: Eukaryota; Metazoa; Chordata; Leptocardii; Amphioxiformes; Branchiostomatidae
Product: glycoprotein 3-alpha-L-fucosyltransferase A-like
Cellular component (GO): membrane
Molecular function (GO): alpha-(1->3)-fucosyltransferase activity
Source: RefSeq, a predicted model, not a curated record
CCAAACGGGAGCUCUUUAAGAUUUUGAUAUGGACAGAUCUUUGGGAUGACCAACUGAAUAAGAAACUACCGAAGGGAACAGGCGCAUUGUGUAAAACUAGGCCGAAUUGUAUCUUUUCUAAAUACCGUGAGAACAUUCACGAAUCCGAUGCUGUCCUCUUCGAAGUCAGUAACUUGCAGAAGGAUUACAACUCCUCUGUGAUGCCUACAGUUCGCUAUCCUCACCAGCACUGGGUGUGGUUUCAUACGGAGUGCCCGGGCUUCCCGUCUAUAAACUUUGAAACGUACAGGAGUGUUUUUAACUGGACCAUCACGUACAGGGCUGACUCGGACUCGUCCGGUGCAUGGGGAUCGUUAUAUCGGACCUACCAAAGACUCAAGGUUGAAGGAGUCGACCCGUACCCCAACAAGGAUUACACAGUAGGGAAGAAGAAGCUAGCGGUUUGGUUCAUAAGCAAAUGCAACACCCAAGCCAACCGUGUUGCGUAUGCAACAGAACUAGUCAAGCACAUGCACGUGGAUGUCUUCGGAAGAUGCGGGAAGACUGUCUGCGCGAAGUGGAACGUUACCUGCAUGCCUGGUAUCAUCAGGCAGUACAAGUUCUACCUCGCCUUCGAGAACAUGAAGUGUAAGGAGUACCUCACCGAGAAGUUCUGGAGGAAUGCCCUGGCAAACGACGUCAUUCCGGUCGUUCUAGGAGCCAACAGAUCCGACUACGAGAGGCUGGCACCACCGCACUCCUACAUCCACGUGGACGACUUCAAGUCACCCAAGGAACUAGCUGACUUCUUAAAGAAGCUGGGUGAAGACAAGGAUCAGUAUAACGCCUACUUUAAGUGGAAGACUACUCCACCUAAGAACAUGCCUUUAGAAGAAGGUGGGUGGUGUAAUCUGUGUAGGGAACUUAUUGAGAGGUGCCCAACAAAAAGGAAACUUUAUACCGACUUGAGAAGGUGGUUUGAAGGCGAACAUCUUUCAAUGUGUGACCCUCUAGAAAAUGUGAAAUUUCAGAAACUUCGGUUCGUUGACGACCACUUUCAAGCAGCUACUUA